AUGAUGCAUCGCACUGCAGCACGUCUGAGAAUGCCCAGGAAGCCAACUCCAUACGUGCGGAAGUUUCUGGAAGGUUGUCCACUGCCCGAGACACUUGUUGACGAUAUCGCUGGCGCAAACCUAAAAUCUAUGGCUCCAUUCUUCACAACGGCUCCGCGUUACAUUGUCGCAGCGGAAUCACGCCUGUCGAAGUUGUUUUUUCAUCAUGCCUUGUACCCGGCUGGUGGCGCACGGCGGCCGUGUCGUGUGUUGAUCGUACGUGGCGGGCGCAGUGUGCGGGAACCGUCUUUUACAAUAAACACAGGUGGCGGCCGUGGCGAAGUGGGCGGAGGUUCUCGCGGGUACAGGGAUCCAGCGAGGCGAGCGUAUUUUUAUGCGAGACCUUCGACUGUUGGACCUUUUUACAGUGGAAAUGGCGGCGUCAGCAGUAAUGUGGCCAAGUGCCACAGCGGAGUUGGUAGUGAAGGAGCGGGUUUAGUCAAACGGGCAUCAGUGGACGGUUUGCUUUCACCCUUGUGUGGUGUUAUUGAGGCUCACUUCGCGGUGGGAGGAACUUGUAAUGAUGCGGUGGCGACAGAGGGCGACGGAACCGAAAGUUUAGCAAAAGGUGGUGAGAAGCUUUGUGCGACCCUCGCUGGAUUGUUGAGCGGGGGGCAUGGUGGCUUGAUGAUGGACGACGGAAAUUGUGCAUCCAACGUUAGAGCGGCGAAGCGUGUAGCGAGAUUGUUGCAUGAUGCUGCGCACCAUUUGUCUUCGUUCUUUUAUGUCCACACCCAACUUCCGGACUCCGCGUUGUUUGUUAGCGGACCUGAGGCUUCGAUUGCUUCCAAUGGAAAGGGGGAUGGUUUAUUACCCUCGCACCUGGCGCGGGAAAAGGAUAAUGACGGACGGCCGAGUGUGGAAGGGGUUGCAGUGUUUCGGCUCGCUGGAGGGUUGGAGCCAACUGUACACUUUGCUGUGGGAGCCCCGCUUUCGGUGCUGCAGCGUGGGGUUGAUGGUACCGCGUCACGUGGAGAAAAGAAUUCGGCUGAGGAGGGGCUGAAUUCAGCGGCAAGCACAACAGUACUACCCUUCGGACACAUCCAGUGCCUUCUUCGUGUGCGUACGAGGGGUGGAAAACAUUGUGCAGUAGGGAAGGAGGGGUCUGAAGGCGCGUCAAACACGCCGUGGUGUAAUACUGCUGGGAACGAUGACAUCACAUCCAACUUUGCAGCUAGUGGGCCACAGAUUGCUGGUGGCAUUGUGGAGCCAUGGAAGCUUGGCGUUUCGUUGGACCCCAAGGUACCAUUCUUCAUGCGGACGCUCACUGAAAAGCGGCCCUCUUUCAGUUGUGGUGAAGGGAACCUUGGCACCUGUUCCAGAAGUGGGGAUGUGGAUGGCAAUACUGUAAAUGAUGUCAGCUCCUCUAGCGGUGGCUCGAGGACGAGGGCUCCAGGGGAAGUUCACAUGAAUCAGUUACUGGUGAGGAACGAUUGCGAGACCUAUCUGCUUCCGCAACGCGAACUGCUUCUAUCGUUUCAUGUGCCUGAGGAAGCGGAGGCAAUGUGUAAGGAACAAAAUGAGGAACGGAUGCGCCGCCAGGCGGCCUUAGGCUACGGCAGUCCGUCUCACGUCUUUGCUGAGGGCCCGCGUACCUUUGCCCGCGUGCUUCACGGUAUGAAAGCAAACCUCGCAGCAGUGGAGGAGGCAUCGUCUACGUUCCGUCAAGGGGCCGCUGAAGGCAUCUCGCCUCAAGUCAAUGGUGGUUCUACUACAAGUGGUAGCUCUCGAGUGUAUGAAGUGCGUGCCUUACCGGGGGAUGUCGUGUUUGUGCCACGCGGCUGGAAAUACUCUGUGGAGCGCAUCGUUGGCACAGCGAUCAUAGAUGCCGUCGCGGCCUCUACUGCCUCGCCGCGGGAGGCGCUGCGGGCGGUUUUCAGGACCGCUCCGGACCCACCGCUGCCGCAAGAUGUUGUCAGAUGCGAUGAGGGUCACGCAGGUGCGGGGGAAAUGCCUGGUGGUGACAGUGGUAAUGCGGAAAUUGUGGGAGUGGAGGUGGACGCUUUUGUGUUGUGCUACAAGCCUUACCCGGUGCUUUCGAACGCCCAGGCUUCGACUUAUGUGGCGGCCAACUACGUGCACAGCGGGAUUGACGACUUUUACGCAAAGGGCGGGAAUGACGUAUAUCACAAGUACACAUAA
Molecule: messenger RNA, 2181 nt
Organism: Trypanosoma brucei brucei TREU927
Lineage: Eukaryota; Euglenozoa; Kinetoplastea; Trypanosomatida; Trypanosomatidae
Gene: Tb927.5.770
Exons: 1
Coding region: 1-2181 (726 amino acids)
Source: RefSeq, a predicted model, not a curated record